GGAAAGGUAGUACACUGUUACCACGUGACACUCGGGCUCCUGUGGUUGGUCCAGCCUCCGCUCGGGAGCUGUGAUUGGCUGGAUCUAAUACGAACGACGCCACUAGGGGCGGGCCGCAGAGGGGCGCAGGCGCAUUGCGUUGCGAGUCUCGGGACCCCUCUCGAAGAGACUAUGGCGCUCAACAAGAACCACUCGGAGGGCGGCGGAGUGAUCGUCAACAACACUGAGAGCAUCCUAAUGUCCUAUGAUCAUGUGGAACUUACAUUUAAUGACAUGAAGAAUGUUCCAGAGGCCUUCAAAGGGACCAAGAAGGGCACUGUUUACCUUACCCCUUACCGGGUCAUCUUUCUGUCCAAGGGGAAGGAUGCCAUGCAGUCCUUCAUGAUGCCAUUUUAUCUCAUGAAGGACUGUGAGAUCAAACAGCCUGUGUUUGGUGCAAACUACAUCAAGGGGAUGGUGAAGGCUGAAGCAGGAGGUGGCUGGGAAGGCUCYGCUUCAUACAAGUUGACCUUCACAGCAGGGGGCGCCAUCGAGUUUGGUCAGCGCAUGCUCCAAGUGGCAUCUCAAGCCUCCAGAGGUGAAGCCCCCAAUGGAGCCUAUGGGUACCCUUACAUGCCCAGCGGGGCCUAUGUCUUUCCCCCGCCAGUCGCCAAUGGAAUGUAUCCCUGCCCUCCUGGCUACCCCUAUCCACCGCCCCCACCUGAGUUCUAUCCAGGAGCUCCUGUAAUGGAUGGGGCCAUGGGAUAUGUGCAGCCCCCACCACCACCCUAUCCUGGACCCAUGGAGCCUCCAGUCAGUGGCCCUGAUGUCCCCUCCACUCCUGCAGCUGAGGCCAAGGCCGCAGAAGCAGCUGCCAGCGCCUAUUACAACCCAGGCAACCCACACAACGUCUACAUGCCCACGAGCCAGCCUCCACCACCUCCCUACUACCCUCCAGAAGAUAAGAAGACCCAGUAGACCCCGCCUACUUCCCUGUCCCCACCUCAUGGGCCUCCCCUACCCCUCCUUGUGGGACUGCAUCUGGCUGGGGGAGGCCAGGGAGGACCUUAUUCUUCCCCAGGUCUGAUGAUAAAGAGUUCCCAGGAACUAGUGUUGCAGGAAGGCAGGGCUCUGGCCUCUGGAGAGGUGUCCCCCCAGCUUCCCACACUAGCUCAGCCCACAGCGCCCCUCUUACCAUUUCUGGGGCUGUCCUUGGGAGCACGGGGUGUUCCCCUUGUUCCUGUUUCACUCUAGUAGUUCCUUCCCACAGAGGGACUCUCUGGCCACCUCCUCUGUUGCAGUCCAGCCCCUUGGUCUGGUAGCCAUUCUGCACUCAGCCUUGUGAGCCCCCCCAGACCAGCCACAUGUCUUCCCUGUGGGCCAAAAAGGCCCUACCAGUCCCAACUCACAUUCCUUCCCSUGUCUGUGCUUAGCUCUGGAAGGCCACUGCCCCACCUGACCAUCAGUGCACAUUCCAUUCAGCCAGGCCUGCCUUCCCUGUCCGUGGUCAUUCURUUGCCACUUCUGAUUGCAGGAGCUUUACAACAAGCCUCCAGGGUUUAGUGGCUUCCGGGGAAGCCCACUGCGGCUGGGGAUGAGGCUCCUCUGUUCUCUUGCUAGUGUUUCUGGAAUUUGUUUUCCCUCUAGUCUCUUCCCUCUACGAGGGGCUUCUCAACUGGAGCCGAAGAGUGCAUGUCCAUCCCAUCAUGCCAUUUGGGGGCUGCGGGGUGGGCUCAGAACAAAGGGCCCCCAACCCUACAUGCUGAUCAUAGCCUGCUGCCGGCCCCUCCCUUUAAGCAUCAUGCCCCCUGGAUGCACGGAGAUUUGCUCAUUUGUUCCUGGACCAGACACCAAGGGAGGAGAGAUGGUUAUUUAAAGAGAAUUCCCUAUUUAUUUGACAAAAAAAAAAAAAAAA
This is a messenger RNA of Urocitellus parryii (Arctic ground squirrel), 1894 nucleotides long. RefSeq names its product WW domain binding protein 2 (gene Wbp2). Gene Ontology annotation, molecular function: transcription coactivator activity; chromatin DNA binding. Gene Ontology annotation, cellular component: nucleus. Gene Ontology annotation, biological process: positive regulation of DNA-templated transcription. Lineage: Eukaryota; Metazoa; Chordata; Mammalia; Rodentia; Sciuridae. The record is from RefSeq and is a predicted model, not a curated record.